AUGUCUUUGGUGGGCGUGGGAAAUAGAGAAACAUGGGGGUAUCAAAAAGUUCCAAGAAUUUUUCAGCUCAAUAGUUUGAUGAUAUUUGUAUUUGGACCCGUAGUUGGAUUCUCGCAAUUUUUAUUUCUAUAUUUUAACUUUCGCGAUCUUGAAUUUGACACGCUGGGAAUUAUAUUUUCCAUUUGGCCAGCUAGUCUAUUAGCCUGUGUGAACAUAUAUUCUUCAAAGUUUAAUAAUUUUAAAAUUGUUAUUAAAGAAUUUAUGACCCAAAUACAUGUCUAUAAUGUAUAUAAAAAUAAUGACGAAUUCGUGAAACGACAAGUUAUUUUAACCGAGCGCCUUGUACGAUUUGCGGCUUCUUAUUUAAUAUUCUUCUUUAUUUCCAAUUGUCUUGGAUGGGUUUUUAUACCAGCUGUAAACAACUAUAGGAAUGGAGAUUUUAUUGCAAACCGAACAAUGAAACUUCAAACGUGUGUUUACCUUUGGGUUCCAUUGGAUUACAGUUACAAUUAUAAUAAUUGGAUUGUCAUACAUACUGUUAAUGCUUAUAUUAUUGCUUGUGGUGUAACAGUGCUGAUGCAAUUUCAAUCGUUAAAUAAUAUCGUUCUUUUAAAUAUAAUUGCUCAUAUAAAGAUUCUGAAAAAUAAUAUACAAAAUACUUCAUUGGAUAAUCUAACUGAUGCAGAUGUUAGAGAACAUCUCAUAAGUAUUAUAAAGUAUCAUUUAUUCAUUAUUAACCAAUUCAAAAAGGCACAAUCGGCGUUUGGAGUCAAUGUAGCCGCAAUUUACGUUCAAAAUUUAUUUGGCAAUAGCGUAUUAUUGUACCAACUCAAAUAUGGAGGAAAAGAGAAUAUUAUGCUUUACAUAACAAUGAUAAUGGCAUACACUGGAGGACCAAUAUUGAUAUCAUUUGUUGUUGAUGAAGUUAAACGACAGGCGGAUGACCUGCCUGAUUUAGUAUAUGGCAUGCCUUGGGAAAAUAUGUCAGUUUCGAAUCAAAAAACUGCUAUGCUAUUAUUACAGAAAGUUCAAAUUCCUAUGGAAUUUGAAGCCCUUGGAGGGCUUAUUGCUGGAGUUAGACCUAUGAUAUCAAUUUUGAAAACAACCUUCUCCUAUUACGUCAUGCUCGAGUCGUCAAUGGAAAGUAAAAGUUCUUAA
Messenger RNA from Danaus chrysippus (African queen), 1158 nucleotides. The record is from the annotation of a GenBank genome assembly. Lineage: Eukaryota; Metazoa; Arthropoda; Insecta; Lepidoptera; Nymphalidae.